Messenger RNA from Endocarpon pusillum Z07020, 1500 nucleotides. RefSeq lists its product as uncharacterized. Gene Ontology annotation, cellular component: membrane. Gene Ontology annotation, biological process: ceramide biosynthetic process. NCBI's taxonomy places the organism in Eukaryota, Fungi, Ascomycota, Eurotiomycetes, Verrucariales, Verrucariaceae. The record is from RefSeq and is a predicted model, not a curated record. Bases 1 to 1500 code for a protein of 499 amino acids. Gene Ontology annotation, molecular function: sphingosine N-acyltransferase activity. The transcript is spliced from 3 exons.
AUGGAAGAAACACAAUCUCAACCUCUUUCCAAGGCUGAAAAGGCUCAGCUGCAUCUGGAGAAUGAAACAUUGGAAGGAAACCCGCAGAAACGAGGUGUUACGAAGCCUCGAUCUCUCCACAGCUCCCAGCAGAGGUUUCGCCAGGGGAGAGAAUCCAAUGCGGCAGAGAAGAGCACCAUUGCAUUAGCUUGCGGAUGGAUCGUUGAGCAUCAACUCGGUAUUGCCUUAAAUCUACUCUGCCUUCUCUUCUUGCUCCACAGUGCCUUUCCAGCAGCCCGACAUCACACACAAAAGUUCAGAGAAUUGUCAUAUUACAACGCAAACACUGGGAAAUAUGCACUGGGCAGGGAUGAUUCCCUGUUCGUGUGUUUCUGGAUCGUUCUGCUUACGGGCCUCCGUGCGGGCGUUAUCGACUAUCUCCUCAUUCCUCUUGCUGCUUCAGCAGGCAUUGAGAAGAAGAAGGCAAAAGUCAGGUUCGCUGAGCAGGCAUGGCUUAUAUGCCACCACGGAACAUCCUGGUUCUGCGGCAUGUACAUCUGGUACAACUCCUCCUACUGGCUGAAUUUGCGCGCUCUUUGGUCAGACUUCCCAACUCGAGAAAUAGAUGGGCUUGUCAAAUACUACUACCUCGUUGCUUUCGCCUUUUGGUUGCAACAACUGGUCGUGGUCAACAUUGAAGAACGUCGCAAAGAUCAUCUACAAAUGUUCACUCAUCAUAUGAUCACGUGCGGUCUCAUGUUCGGAAGUUACUGUUACCAUCAGACGAAGGUUGGGAAUGUGAUUCUCUGCCUGAUGGACGUAGUGGACCUUUUCCUUCCAUUGGCUAAGAUAUUAAAAUAUCUCAAAUUCCGCUUGAUCUGCGAUAUUGCGUUUGGUGCAUUCAUGAUUACGUGGUUUUUGGCAAGGCACGUCUUGUAUAUGACGGUAUGCUGGUCAAUUUACGCCCAUGUACCCGAAGAGGUCAAUUACGGAUGUUAUCGAGGGACAUCCUCGGACCUUGAAGGCCCCCUCCCCGUGCCGGACGAUUACGACCAUUUAAUUCGACCCUUUUUCGACCCCACCGGCCUUGUUUGCUUGAACACGGGUAUUCGGCAACUAUUCCUGGGUGUUCUGCUUGCAUUGCAGAGCAUACUUCUGAUCUGGCUCACGAUGAUCGUGAAGGUUGCCUACAAAGUCGUCAGUGGAGAAGGCGCAGAUGACACACGGAGCGAUGACGAAGGCUUCGAAACAGAAGAGGAUGAAUCCCAAGAUCUUAUCGACAAGAUUCAUCUUUGCGUCGAGCCUCGGCCUUACGUCCCAUUAGCAAAUCUGCCCAUCGAAAAAGAGGUCGGAUUCGACGAGAUGCGCAUUUCUCCGUCACGGUUGGGCCGAGCGAGUCCUGUUGGCCGGUCAUCUAGAAAAUCUGAUGGCCAUGCUGCAGCAACAACAGGUAUCAGCUUGAGAGGACCCAGUAAUCGCAAGGAGCUGCUGGGAAGGAUUGGCUGCGAUAAAGGAUCAUAG